GACGACGUCCUGGAGCUACCUCGAUUGGAUUCUGCAGAGGGCGAGCGUGGAGAUCCGAUCCUGCCACAGGGAGACCUUGACCCGCGACUGCUGACACGCACACCAAGUCCUACCCCAAGCGAAAAUGCUUAUCUUUCGCGAAAAAGCGUUAUCAACUGGUCGAGACUGCGCACGCGAGCGUUUUGGCUGAGGCGGGAGCUCGCAUGGCAUUACCUCGCGGCCGUCAUUGUCAUCGUGCUCGUCACGUUGUUCUCGCACUAUGAGAGAAGCAUUGUCCAUGCAUUGAGGCCAAUCGCGACGUGGAUGAGAGAUAAGAAAUACGGGUGGUUAAUACCCAUCGGGGUGUUGUUCGUAAUAUCGUUUCCUCCGCUUCUCGGUCAUGAAAUCGUCGCCAUUCUGUGUGGACUUGUUUGGGGACUGGGCAUCGGUUUCGGAAUCGUCGCUGCUGGAACGUUGAUUGGCGAGCUUGGAAACUUCUAUGCUUUUAGAUAUUGCUGUCGUUCGCGAGCUGCCAAGAUGGAAAAGAAUACCAUCCUAUAUGCGUGCUUCACUAAGAUUGUCAGAGAAGGCGGAUUCAAGAUUGCGCUAAUCACGAGAUACAGCAUCCUUCCCGGUCAUUUAACGACCGCGGUAUAUUCGACAUGCGGACUCGGCGCAGGCUUGUUCACUGCGGCAGCCUUCCUAUCCCUUCCGAAGCAAUUCAUGCUUAUCUACAUCGGCGUACUGGUGGAAGACUCAGAUAAAGGCGAGUUUGUUCAUCGAAGAUGUCAUCUACCUCGCUACAACGAGAAAUCCUAG
Messenger RNA from Punctularia strigosozonata HHB-11173 SS5, 798 nucleotides. RefSeq lists its product as uncharacterized. Bases 304 to 798 code for a protein of 164 amino acids. Lineage: Eukaryota; Fungi; Basidiomycota; Agaricomycetes; Corticiales; Punctulariaceae. The record is from RefSeq and is a predicted model, not a curated record. The transcript is spliced from 6 exons.